This is a messenger RNA of Oryza sativa Japonica Group (Japanese rice), 882 nucleotides long. The record is from RefSeq and is a predicted model, not a curated record. NCBI's taxonomy places the organism in Eukaryota, Viridiplantae, Streptophyta, Magnoliopsida, Poales, Poaceae.
AUUGGACGCAUUCGAAAUUUCAAAUUCUGGCGGCACAGGCAGCGUCAAGCGUCAACUCGCCAACCGCGUGGGCGUCGCGCCACAAUAAAAGGCUCCGGCGAGCAGAGGAGGAGGAGGAGGUCAUACUCGUACGUACGUACACAUCUCGAAGAACCACCAGCUGUGAGAUCGUUCGACGACUUUGGAUCGGAUGGCUGCUGGCGUGGGCAAGGUGGGGGAGUGGAUACGGAGGCGGAUGAUGCCGCGGAGGAGCAAGAGCAAGGCGGCCGGGAGCCGGAGCCGGAGCGAGGGCGACGGCGGCGAGGCCUUGCCGGCGCCGCCGCAGAGGAAGCUCCGUGCGCGGGCGUUGCCGGCGGCGCUGCGGUGGCGACCGCGGGGGCGCUUGCUGGCGGUGCUGUACGAGAAGGUGGUGUACCACCUGCUGUGGCUGGUGGAAUCCAUCGUCGUCGUCGCCAGGCUCUGCUUCUUCGUCAUGCGCUUCGGCCUCAAGCAGCUCUGAGCUCUCUCUCAUUGGUCUGGAUUCUAGGGCUAGAUAAAUUUCGAGAAAAACAGUUCGAGAUGUUUGGAUUUCGCGAAAUUCGUUCGAAUUUUGUCGAGAUUGUCUGCUCUGGGAUCGAGAAGGAGAAGCGGGGGGAGAACAACAAAUUGGGAGAUUUUUUGAAGUGUCCCGUUGAUUCUUUCUUCUUCUUUCUUUCGCGCUAAUUUGUUUUGCCACUUUUGUGUGGCUUUAUUUUCAGAGAAACUGUAAGUAUCCUGCUGUCUGUGUAUACGAGGAAUUGUCUUUGUUUUUUAAUCCCCUUGUGUAAAUGUAAAUGUUUCAUCUGAUCUCUGCCCGUAAAAUGUUGUGACUUGAAUGAAAAUACCUGUGAAUAUUUCUGGAAA